AUGGUGAAAAAGGCGUGGAAAUUUAAGUCUAUGGACGAGUUAAACACAGCGGUAAAUAUGGCGCUCAGGACGACGAUGUUUAACGAGCGAUGUCGACGAUGGGGAAAGGUGAUUGAUGGAUAUCGACAUCUGUUGUGGAUGAUUGACAAAAAACAUUUUCCAGAGGACUAUGAACCCCCAGCCAGCUUCCAAAUGUUUAUGUAUGAGAUAUAUUACCACUUAGCCGUGGCAUAUCAACAUGUAGGCAAACACACACAGGCGAUCAGUGAGCUCACCAACGCCAUAGAUAUAGUCUCGAUACCAAAGAACGGAUGUUUGGCCGGUUGUAUCACAAACUCCUGUCUGAUGACACCGAUUCACGCUCGUCGAGCAUUCGCCCACACAAAGUCAGGUAAUAUGGUUUUGGCUAUGCGGGAUGCCGAGAAGACCGUCGUACUAGACAGUAGAAAUCCCGACGUGUACUGCAUCCGAGCUCUCGUGCACAGCGCCAGAAACAACGAAAAACAAGCGAAAAGAGAUCUGGAGCUCGCCUUACGUUUUAGCCCUACACACAGCUGUACUCUCAUGCUAUUGAAUGCCCUGAAUCAGUCGGAGAUUUCCCCGUUCCAACAUCUCCAGGAGAUACUAAGGCAGGGAGCGGAUCCCAACUCGUAUAUGAACGUAAACAGUUUCAACCAUCCAUGUAUGACUGAAUUCUUCGACAAGAUGUUGUUUGGCCUUAGUGUACCUCACACGAUCACACACGUAGACCUGACACCAGAUAAACCGAGCAAGAAGUCAAUGGAAAACGAGGCUCUGAAUCGUUCCCAGGAUUCUCGCCCUUCCUCCAGUCAUUCCCAUGUUGAACCAUUCCGUUGCGGGACCCCAGUGACGUCAGAACAGAACAUGAGCUCACUCAGACGUCGGAAGGACUAUGGCGCCGCCCUUCAAAAACACCUUUCACGACCUAAAACAUCUGCAGAUUUUUUUGAAAAUUUCAAGAAAGAAAGACGACUUAAAGCUAUUCAAGACGACAAUAAGCGGAGAGCAGCAUCUGCUGAUGCAAUGGCACGUAUGCAGACUCCAACGAAAACCUCACAACCAGCGAGAACGCCGAAAGCAACAAAAACAACGAACUUUGAAGCACAGUUGAAAACAGAAACAAACAAAAAAGCGGAAGAAAAAGUCGAAAGUGACAAGAAAAAGAACGCAUUUAUAAUGAAUAUGCCAACUUCAUAUACGAUACCUGUGUUUCAAGCUACAAAUAUCAACGAAGCUCCUAGAAUGUAUUAUAAACCCUGGAAAGGCGACAAGUUACCUGUAGCUGAGCUGAUCAAAAGGCAGUCAACACCAGUGUUUUACUAA
Ylistrum balloti is the source of this 1344-nucleotide messenger RNA. RefSeq lists its product as uncharacterized. The coding region runs from base 1 to 1344 and encodes 447 amino acids. The transcript has 14 exons. The record is from RefSeq and is a predicted model, not a curated record. Lineage: Eukaryota; Metazoa; Mollusca; Bivalvia; Pectinida; Pectinidae. Gene Ontology annotation, molecular function: protein binding.